UUUCACUUCCCAUCUUCACAGCUUUUUUUUUUUCUUCGCCACUCCCCAUUUCACCUCUUCCACCACCAAACCCCAAACAACUCUCUCUCUCUCUCUCUCUCAGGCAAUUUCUGGGACUCUCCGCUUUGUUUUCUUUAUUAUUAUAUUUCUAUUCUAGAAUUUUAUAUUCCAUUUAAAUUCUUCACUUUCACGCUAUAAAUCCUCUCUCCGUUUCUCUCCCUUUCCCCUUCCUCUCUCUCUUUUCUCUCUGCCACAGAUUCCUUCGCUGAUACCGAUUAAGGUUUGGUGGCUAAGUGAGGAAGGAAAAUGAACACGCAACUUUUGGAGAUUGAGCCAAAGGAACUUAAAUUCGUAUUUAUAUUGAAGAAGCAAAGCUCCUGCUCGAUUACGCUUACAAAUAAAACUAACCAGUAUGUUGCUUUCAAGGUUAAAACUACAUCUCCGAAGAAAUACUGCGUACGGCCUAAUGUUGGCAUUAUUAUGCCAAAAUCAGCUUGUGAUUUUACAGUUACCAUGCAAGCUCAGCGGGAAGCCCCUCCUGAUAUGAUAUGUAGAGAUAAGUUCUUAAUCCAAAGCACAGUUGUCCCAGUAGGAACAACUGAUGAAGACAUUACAUCUGCCACAUUUGUCAAGGACAGUGGAAAAUAUAUUGAAGAGAACAAGCUUAAGGUUGCCCUUGUCAGCCCUCCAGAUUCGCCAGUGCUAUCACCAAUUAAUGGGACAAUGAAUCAGGGAAUGGAUUAUGAUAGAGUUGAGACUUUUGCAACACUUCCAACGGUUUUGACGAUUGAGGAAUCAAAGAUGAGAAAUACUGAGGAUUUAAAGCCAACAAAGGAUGUAGAGUGGAAUUCAAGGAAAGAUACGUUAUAUGAGGAGAAAUUAAAACCAAAGAAGGGUGCAGAGCUGAAGCCCAUGAAUGAUAUUUUUGGUGACAAUUUAAAUAUAAUAAAGGACACUGAACCGAAGCCAAAGAAGGAUGCAGAGCUGAAGCCCAUGAAUGAUAUUUUUGGUGACAAUUUAAAUAUAAUAAAAGACACUGAACUGAAGCCAAAGAAUAAUUCUUUCAAUAGCAAGGAGUUAAAGCCGGUGAAAGAUGAGGAAUCAAAGCCAAUGGAGGAUAUUCUUGAUACCGAGGAAUUGAAGCCAAUGAAGGAAAAGGAGUUCAAUGUAUUGAAGGAUUACAAGGUGAAAACAUUGAAGACUGCUGAGGACCUUAACUUUGCCAAAGAUAUGGAGGAAAUGAAAUCAAAAUUAAGUGACCUUGAAUCAAAGCUAGGCAAGGCUGAAGCAACCAUUUCAAAACUGACAGAGGAGAGGAGGUUAACGGUUCAAGAGAGGAAGACCUUACAAGAGGAACUGGCGCUGUUGAGGAAAAAGAUUGAUGUAAGAAGAGUUCAAGUGGGAUUUCCUCUCCUAUUUGUGUGUAUGGUAGCAGUCGUAAGUAUGUUUAUGGGGUACCAAAUGCAGCAUUGACAAAACUAUACUUACUCCAUGUGAUGGCGUGGUCCAGCAACAAUCAUGCAGUGGGUUUGUUAAUAGUUAGAAAAGAUUGUAGUUACUUUCCUCAUCAUAGCAAGUGUGCACAAUAUUUUAUAGGGAUGGCUAAUAUAAAGCAAAAAAAUUGUUUUGUGAA
Messenger RNA from Gossypium raimondii (Peruvian cotton), 1633 nucleotides. RefSeq names its product vesicle-associated protein 2-2. Gene Ontology annotation, biological process: endoplasmic reticulum membrane organization. The coding region runs from base 307 to 1473 and encodes 388 amino acids. The transcript is spliced from 9 exons. NCBI's taxonomy places the organism in Eukaryota, Viridiplantae, Streptophyta, Magnoliopsida, Malvales, Malvaceae. The record is from RefSeq and is a predicted model, not a curated record. Gene Ontology annotation, cellular component: plasma membrane; endoplasmic reticulum membrane.